CCCCGGACGCGAGCAGGCCUCGAGCCCCCAGGCUUCCGUGCCCCCUGAAACUUGGAGCAGGGUAGGGGUCCAGCAUGAAGCCCCCGGACCGCCCCGCCCCUGGCCGCACGGACCGGAUACUGGGGGUCAUGGGGGGCAUGCUGCGCGCAUGCGCCCUCCCCGGGCAGGAGUGGCCCCCGAAGGGAAGCCCCCUAGAGCCAGGAGAGACCGAGACAGAGUCUGACUGUACCGAGGGGGACCCGAAAGGGGAGCGCGAACGUGAGGUCCUCGCCUGGGCUCCGCUGCCCGAGUCCUAUUCCAUUGCUGGCAGUGAGGGGAGUAUCUCAGCUUCAGCUGCUUCGGGUCUGGCUGCCCCCUCUGGCCCCAGCUCUGGCCUCAGCUCUGGCCCCUGUUCCCCGGGCCCCCCAGGGCCUGUCAGUGGCCUGAGAAGAUGGUUGGAUCAUUCCAAACAUUGUCUCAGUGUGGAAACUGAGGCAGACGGUGGCCAGGCUGGACCAUAUGAGAACUGGAUGCUGGAACCAGCUCUCACCACAGGAGAGGAGCUUCCAGAACUCACCCUGCUGACCACAUUGUUGGAGGGUCCUGGAGAUAAGACACAGCCACCUGAGGAGGAAACUCUGUCCCAAGCCCCUGAGAGUGAGGAGGAACAGAAGAAGAAGGCUCUGGAAAGGAGUAUGUAUGUCUUGAGUGAACUGGUAGAGACAGAGAAAAUGUACGUGGAGGACUUGGGGCAGAUUGUGGAGGGUUACAUGGCCACCAUGGCUGCUCAGGGGGUCCCCGAGAGUCUUCGAGGCCGUGACAGGAUUGUGUUCGGGAACGUCCAGCAAAUCUAUGAGUGGCAUCGAGACUAUUUCCUGGAGGAGCUACAGCGGUGUUUGAAUGAUCCUGAUUGGCUGGCUCAGCUCUUCAUCAAACACGAGCGCCGGCUGCAUAUGUACGUGGUGUACUGUCAGAAUAAGCCCAAGUCAGAGCAUGUGGUAUCAGAAUUUGGGGAUAGCUACUUUGAGGAGCUCCGGCAGCAGCUAGGGCACCGCUUGCAGCUCAGUGACCUGCUCAUCAAACCAGUGCAGAGGAUCAUGAAAUACCAGCUACUGCUCAAGGAUUUUCUCAAAUAUUAUAGUAGAGCUGGAAUGGAUACGGAAGAGCUGGAGCAAGCUGUGGAGGUCAUGUGCUUUGUACCCAAGCGCUGCAAUGACAUGAUGACCCUGGGGAGACUUCGGGGCUUUGAGGGCAAACUGACUGCUCAGGGGAAGCUCUUGGGCCAGGACACAUUCUGGGUCACAGAGCCCGAGGCUGGGGGGCUGCUGUCCUCCCGGGGUCGAGAGCGACGUGUCUUCCUUUUCGAGCAAAUUGUCAUCUUCAGUGAGGCCCUGGGAGGGGGAGUCCGAGGAGGAUCACAGGCUGGAUACGUGUACAAGAGCAGCAUCAAGGUGAGCUGCCUAGGACUGGAGGGGAACCUCCAAGGUGACCCUUGCCGCUUUGCACUGACCUCCAGAGGGCCAGAGGGUGGGAUCCAGCGCUAUGUCCUGCAGACUGCAGACCCCGCAGUGAGUCAGGCCUGGAUCAAGCAAGUGGCUCAGAUCCUGGAAAGCCAGCGGGACUUUCUCAAUGCAUUGCAGUCACCCAUUGAGUAUCAGAGACGAGAGAGCCAGACCAACAGCCUGGGGCGGCCAGGAGGCCUUGGGGUGGGGAGUCCUGGGAGAAUUCGGCCUGGAGACCGGGCCCAGGUCAGCACACAUACACCCAUCAAUGGCUCUCUCCCCUCCCUGCUGCUGUUGCCCAAAGGGGAAGUGGCCAGAGCCCCCCUGCCUCUGGACACACAGGCCCACAGUGACAUCCCCCGAGCCCCUCGUGACUCUCCUCCAGCUCCACCAGUUCCAGACACCCCUCCCUGCCAAGCCAGACUUGCCAAGCUGGAUGAAGAUGAGCUCUAAGUGGUGAAGGCCUGGGGUGGUGCUGACCCAGCCACCCUAUUUCCUGAGAACUUCAGGGCAGUCCUUCUGGCACCACCUUGGAAUUCCUUCUUGAUGUGCCUGGAGCGGGCAGUGAGGCUGGGAGUGGUGUUGGCUUGGCGCAGGAUACCUAGACUCAAAAAGACUUCUUUCUGCUUAAGGAACAUGGGUUCCUUCAGCGCCCAUCCCUAUGCAUGCAUCACAGGUUCCCCCCAGAAGAAGGAUA
Molecule: messenger RNA, 2178 nt
Organism: Neogale vison (American mink)
Lineage: Eukaryota; Metazoa; Chordata; Mammalia; Carnivora; Mustelidae
Gene: ARHGEF25
Product: Rho guanine nucleotide exchange factor 25
Exons: 16
Coding region: 75-1934 (619 amino acids)
Biological process (GO): axon guidance
Cellular component (GO): cytoplasm; plasma membrane
Molecular function (GO): guanyl-nucleotide exchange factor activity
Source: RefSeq, a predicted model, not a curated record